Messenger RNA from Umbelopsis ramanniana AG, 1722 nucleotides. RefSeq lists its product as uncharacterized. Lineage: Eukaryota; Fungi; Mucoromycota; Umbelopsidomycetes; Umbelopsidales; Umbelopsidaceae. The record is from RefSeq and is a predicted model, not a curated record. Gene Ontology annotation, molecular function: voltage-gated potassium channel activity. Bases 111 to 1580 code for a protein of 489 amino acids. Gene Ontology annotation, biological process: potassium ion transmembrane transport. The transcript is spliced from 7 exons. Gene Ontology annotation, cellular component: membrane.
GUGUUCCAUUGGGUUGUUGAGAUAUUAUUUUUUAAAUACCCGGUAUAUUCAGCAAAGUGUUUUAUCACUACCUAGGAACACAGAAGCGUACUUGAGUCACCUAUAAGUGGAUGUAUCUCUUUCGCUCCAAGCCUUUUCGCAAGCUUGCAGACGAAGAAGGAUCUACUGUUCUUUUUGAGACUGAUGCAGACGGAAUUGAACUUGAUGACGACCCUGGCACAUCAACUCAUCGCUUGGUCAUGUCAGAUGAUGACAGUGAAGAAGAGCUAGGCCAUCAUAAUCAAGGCACCGCUGGUGGCCGUACUGCAUCCAUUGGUGGCAAUUCUGCCGCGUGGGCUUCUAUAUCCAACCUGACAAGCGACAGACCAGCCAGAGACAACAGAAGACAAAGUUACACGGUGCAAGACAUUCGCAAUCCAUUGAAAAGAACGCUAUUUAAACUUUUAGAAGACCCUUCAAGCAGUUCAGCAGCGUUCUGGACAAACGUCUUUGUAUCAAUGCUUAUUGUCAUCAGUGCUGUCACGACGACCAUUGAAACUAUACCGACAUUCCGAUCAGCUGAAAGCAACAAGGCUUGGUUCAAUGUGGAGACUGUCAUGGUUGUCUUAUUCACCUUGGAAUAUCUGCUACGCUUUUUUGCCCAUUCGGAUUCCUUUAAAAUGCUUUGGCGAUUUCUUAUUGCUCCAUUGUCAAUUAUUGACUUUGUUUCCAUUGUGCCAUAUUAUAUCGAGUUGCUGGCUAAACGAGAUACGACAUAUGAGUUUCGGUUCACCAUUCUGCGACUGUUUCGUCUACUUCGACUAUUCAAGAGCUAUAAAUAUAGCAAUACCAUUGUUAUGACCAUUGAAGUUAUGAUGGUUGCUUUGCGACGUUCAGGAGAUGCUCUUUCCGCGCUCUUUUUCUUUUUGGUGACAAGCCUGGUACUUUUCUCUACAUUACUGUAUUUUGCUGAGAGAGGAAUCUGGGAUGUCACUUUGGAAACGUUUGUCGAUGCAUCUGGGAACCCUAGCUCUUUCGACAGCAUCCCGGCAGCUUUCUGGUUCGUGUUGGUUACCAUUACUACAACUGGUUAUGGCGAUAUGGUGCCAACAACAUUUAUUGGCAAGUUGAUCACUUUUCCAGCCAUGAUGUUUGGAGUGCUGCUUAUUGCAUUGCCAUCCAUUAUCAUCGGCAGAAAUUUCACAAUAGUAUGGGAGGCGAUGAGGAACUACCAGAUGACACAUAACGGCGAACUACCAGCGUCUAUGGAAAGCCCAAGAGCGAACGGCACACUAUCCCCUGAACGUCGGGAUUCCUUUAUAGAGGACAUACCGCACUUUCCAUCUGUAUCUUAUGUGCCCAGACGCGACGAUAACAGCCGUGACCGCCUAGCUGAACAGGUAUCAGCUUUAAGUGAAAUGACACGACAAAAUCAGCUGGCCAUUGAAAGAAUACUUCGAAUACUUGAGACAUCUCAAGCUGCAAAUAGAGGAGACACAGGGCCGAAAUCGGAUUAUUCCAAACCUGCUAUUGCCAACGGUCUGGAACCAAAACCGAAACAAACAGAUGAAGUCGAGCCUUUAGACAAAGAAUUUACCUGAAGCUAGUGGACUGUUAUCUUUAUCACAAUUUUUUUUUUUAAUUUAAGAAAGCAUACAAUAUAGAUUUAAAUGGGAUGAUGAAGAGCGUACAAAUGCCAUACUAAAUGCGAUGAAUUGUUAGCUCUCAAAACGUUAUGACUGC